Molecule: messenger RNA, 978 nt
Organism: Nerophis lumbriciformis (worm pipefish)
Lineage: Eukaryota; Metazoa; Chordata; Actinopteri; Syngnathiformes; Syngnathidae
Source: RefSeq, a predicted model, not a curated record
AUGACUGCAGCUUCGCGUCUCUUCCUGACGAGGGAGCUGACGUCCCAACGGCUCAGCGCCAGGAGAAAAAUACCAAAGUCAGACAAUAUUCUGGACAAAAUGGACCCUCAGCAGUUGUCCUUACUGAUGGGGACAGAAUGGCAGCUGUCCUUCGUCACGCCCAUGUACCAAUUCCGUUACACCCAGUUGAAAAGCUACGCCCGGCAACUCUCAGCGUUCAUGGCAGCGGAAACGCAGCGAGGUCUGGCACUGGAGGUGGGAGGAACGCUCGGCUUCAGGGUCUCCUUCUCGGUAGUCCGGGGUCUGGUUGGGACAGAUGAUGAUGCGGAGGCCGUCUUCAUACAGAUCGCCGCUCAGAACGCAUUCGGCAGAGCGGACGAGCAGGACAAGACGGCGUGGAAAGGCUGGCUGGCCUGCGUCAACGGCAAUGCCGACUACCCGAGAUCGCUCCCCAAAGAUUUCGUCUGUCUACCGCUCUUCGCCUGCAGUGGGAAGGAGGCCCUCACCGCUUUGGUGAAAUCCUGGUUCCAGCAGACCUUUGACUGCUGCUUGGGCUCCUUGGAGCUCAGCCACACCAGCUUGCAGUGGUUGCUGGCGUUGUGGACAGAGUGCCGUGUCGAGUCCAAAGCCAAGGAUCUGAAAAUGGUUUGGACACUUCCGGCGAAGCCGGCGCUUAGGGUGACCUACUCCGUGGACCCCGAGGACGCAUGGGAGCUUUGGAGCAGUGUGAGAACCUCGGUGGGGGAGACCGACGAACGCGAGAUCGAUUGGGAGGAGGUGAGGAGGCUCACCAAAGCACUGACGGGACACUUCUACCGAUACUUCCGAAUGGAUCUUUCGGCCGGGAAUCUCAGCCACCUGUCCACCACGAUGGGCGCGGCUAAACACGAAGGCAGAAUCAAGAUUUCCAACAGUAGAUGCUUGAGCGCGACGCUAACACUGCUGACAGAGUGCGCCCUCCUCAAAAUGCCCAUUUGA